AUGGGUUCGUUGGGGGUAUGGGGGGUUCUGCGUGAGGAGCUAAAGAAGAUCCCCGCCAUGCUGCAUUUCCACGCAAAUGAGUCCGUGGAUGCCGCAAAAAGGGCUGGCCACUCGCUGAAGAGUGCCUACCUGGAUGAGAGCCCGGAAAUAGCAGAGAAGCGCAAGAAACACCGCGAGACAUAUGAAGAGAUACUGCGACAACAACAGCAACGUGCAAAAGAAGCCUCAGAGGAGGCGCUGCGGGGGCUUAGCUUUAUGAAACGCCUCAAGAAGCGUGUAGCUUCCGCCAAAGAGGCAUUGAAAGAGGCCACGUCUAGAAAUGCAGGAGCUAUGGCGCUGCUGCAGCAUUGCGCCGCGUCGCAUGCGGCGGAGGUAGCGGUGGAAGAAGGCAUUGACGUCAAAACUGUAACCAUGCAACUUGAGAAGAAGCGUACAGGCACGCAGGUUGGAUACGAAACUGUGGUAGUGGGUUACAUCGACGCCCCCAAUGCGUCAGAAGCGGAGGUGAUGGCGUUUGCCGAGAAGCUGCAGAGACGGUGUCCGGUGGCCAACUCGAUGGAAGGAAAAAUAGAAUGGCGUAGUGUGGCCUCCUCCACGCGUAACCCCGAAUGUAACAAUAAUGACAAGGAGGGCACUGCGGAGGCGAUUCCAACGGGAACUCCGGGUUUUAGGCGCUACACCUCGUCAACCGCAAAAGGGGUUGGCGGGGGGCUGCAAGAUCCUGACGAGCUGCAUCUUCCUGGAGGCAACUCGCGCAGGGACGGGGAGCGCGACAAAUAA
Messenger RNA from Trypanosoma conorhini, 780 nucleotides. RefSeq lists its product as uncharacterized. The record is from RefSeq and is a predicted model, not a curated record. NCBI's taxonomy places the organism in Eukaryota, Euglenozoa, Kinetoplastea, Trypanosomatida, Trypanosomatidae. The coding region runs from base 1 to 780 and encodes 259 amino acids. The transcript has a single exon.